UGGAUUUGGCUCCAGACGGUGGCAGAGGUGAUGCCUGCGAAGGAUCUUGGGGCUCACUUGAAGACUGAUCCGCGGGACACAUCGUGUGUCUCUCGAGCACGUUGCAGUUGUACAUUGUACAGAGGUCAAUCUGCCAAUUGGUGGUCUUCUCCAGAUCGUCUGGUCCUGGAUUAGUGCAGCCAUGCCAGAGAAGCGAGUUGACCCAUCGGACGGCUGGUCGUACACGCUGGAGGAAUUGAGCACAUUCUACCAGAACGUGUACACACCUGCCGAGAUCAUGAGUUACUGGAACGUCGCCUGCCAGACUGGCAAGGAGCAGGCUGGCUGGCCUAGUGGCUGUGGCUGGCCCAGCAGCGGCGGCGGCGGAGGCCCGCCGCUCGGCAACGGCUGCGGCCCCAGCGGCUGCGGCGACCCGCCGCGCAGCGGCAACGGCUGCGGCCCCAGCGGCUGCGGCGGCCAGUCGGGCCCUGAAGGGGCCUGGAGCGGCUGGCAGGGCCUGCUGGGCGACUGGGCGCGGGGCGAAGUCAGCGAGUGGUGGCCCACGCCGCCAGACGCCGCGGCCCCACGGGAUACAUGCGAGAGGGCUGCAGCUCCCGUGCGCUGGGGCGCCCAAGGCGCUGGACUGACCGGCAACAGGCCCGCGGAGAGCAGCACCAGGCCCCGCAGCCUCCCGCUGACGGCGCCGCCCAGGCUGAGCGCGGCCGAGGAGGCCCGCGCCUCUGACGGUUCCCACGGGGCCAGCUCUGGCUCGGAGCAGCUGGCCGAGUUCUUCGGCCGCAUCGUGUGGGCCCCGGGGGAGUCGGAGGAGGAAGCGGAGGCGGGGGGCGAUCGCUGGAGGUGCGCGCCGUGCAUUGCAAAGGCGCCGCUGUCCCAGCAGGAGCACCGGCAGAUGACCCUUGUUGUCACAAACUUCCCGCGCUGGGCAUCGGACGUCGAGCUCUGCCUCGCGUUCGACUACGCUCUGAAGCAGGAGGGCACGGUGCGGUGCGGCGUCCUCCGUCGCAACGACAGCGGCCACAACCUCUACGCGUUCUGCGAGUUCCUCACCUGGGAGAUCGCGGAACGCGCCCUGUCAGCCUGCAAGCGCGGGCACGUGGUGAUGAUGGACGAGCACCAGCGCGCGUGGUGCGUCCAGGCGAACCUUAGCAGGAGGGCCAUCGUGGGUUGGAGUAAAGCGGCCCUUUCGAGGCGCCGCCGACGCAAGGAGGCUGGCGUCGUUGAGGUGCGCUUCUCGUACGCGGGCACAGAGCGCUCGGGCGCGGAGUCGUCGCGGCCAGAGCCGCGCCCCGCGGCGGGCCUCUGCAACGCUGGCUUCGACGCGGGUGAGCGCCACUCAGGAGUGCACCAGGCUGAUGGCGGCCCGCUCGCUGCGCCGGGGGACAGCACCAAGUUCUCGCUGUGAGGGCGCACCAGGCUGCGGAGUGGCCCGCCGCGGCGUCGGGGCUCGAGUCUCUUCUCCAGGGCGGGCGCGCAAUUGUCUACACCCAUCGGCCGUGAAAGCGAA
This is a messenger RNA of Prorocentrum cordatum, 1504 nucleotides long. The record is from the annotation of a GenBank genome assembly. NCBI's taxonomy places the organism in Eukaryota, Dinophyceae, Prorocentrales, Prorocentraceae.